This is a messenger RNA of Ostrinia nubilalis (European corn borer), 935 nucleotides long. RefSeq lists its product as uncharacterized. The coding region runs from base 183 to 638 and encodes 151 amino acids. The record is from RefSeq and is a predicted model, not a curated record. Gene Ontology annotation, biological process: positive regulation of voltage-gated potassium channel activity; sleep; regulation of synaptic transmission, cholinergic. The transcript has 3 exons. NCBI's taxonomy places the organism in Eukaryota, Metazoa, Arthropoda, Insecta, Lepidoptera, Crambidae.
UAUUAGCAGAGGCUCAACGAAUUUUAAAACAUAAAAAGUAUAAAAUACAGUUUUUAUUAAAUAUUUUUAACGCAUUAACACCAAUUUGUGCGUAAUAGUGAGCGCAGAACGCCUGAGAAUUAACUCAGCUAUUUUGCGAGGUACUUAAAAAUAUUUCCGUUCCAAAGCGCUAGGAGUUUGAUAUGGCUGUGAAAAAUACGAAUUACGCUGUGCUAUCAGUUUUGUUGCCGGCAUUGUUCUCAUCCUGUUCGGCCAUCAAGUGCUUCGAGUGCAACAGCGCGAACAACUCAGCCUGUCUCGAGAUGCACAACCCUCGGAUGCAGGCCAUCGUGCCGGUGGUGGACUGCGGCCAGUCCGUCCCCAACGCCAUCAGCAAGGAAUUCUUCUGCAGGAAGAUCACCCAGACCAUUCUCCACAUAGACAAGACCCCUGAAGUCCGAGUGACCCGCACCUGUGGUUGGGUCAAGCACAAGCGGGAGUGCUACAAGGCUGACAACAGUGACCACCUGGAAACCGUGUGCCAGUGCUUUGGAGACAUGUGCAACGCGGCCGCCAUGUUGGAUUACGUCAAAGUGACAGUUCUUGGCGCCCUCACCGCCAUCUUGGUUUGCUACCAAAAUUGGCGGGGAAAAGUUUGAAACUUUUUUGACAAUGGACUAUUUUAUGAUUUCGAGAACUUCUUAAACUUACAUUAAUUAUUAUUUUAUUUACGUUCUUAAAUUACUAAGUACAAGUACCUACCUAACGCAGUAUGUUCCUAAGAAUUUUCGGGUUUCAAUCAAAGAUCAAUAAUGAGAUUGAGAUACUUAUUUACGAAUUACAUUAUUUUGUUAAUUAAUCGUAACAUAUUGUACAAAUUAGAAAAUAUAAUAUGUCGCCAACAAUAAACAUGUGAUAAUAAUAAUCGACAAAGUAAUAAAAAAUCAUUACCUACA